CACUAGACCACGGAGGCGGUCCGGUAUAAUAAUCCGUAUUUGUGUCCUUGCAGAUUUAUGGGUGUUAAGCUGCUUUUUGGAUUGUACUCCGAAACAAGACCGGUGCCAUUACCACUGCCCGUGUGGUAAACUCUUCCGGAGAAAGUUCACAUUUGUCCGACUCACGACCACGGUUUGCCCUUUUGUUCUGACAACAAACCAGACAGCUUCUGAGGAAAGAACUUCAGCAGAGUCCCCUAAAAUCCAAAAAGUGAAGAGAGAGCAAGUUCCGAAAGUGACAUGUUUUGUCUGCAAUGCAAUGAUCUCUAAGAAAAACAUUAAAAGACAUAUUGAGACACACAAUGCACGAGAUGAAGUGAAAACCAAGUCAUACCAACGUGGAAUAUGCGUUGAUAAACACCGCGGUCUCUACAUGAUCAGCAAGUCCAGUAUCGGUCCAGAUUACCCACUUCAUGUACAAAUGAACACUGUCACACAGCAGAUACAAUGUGAACAUGAAAAUUGCAAUUUAGCUUUGGGUGUUGCAGCAAGGGGCAAUGUAGGUAUUUAUCAGUGCCACCAUUUGCAAUCAGUUAUCAUAAAGAAGUGCAAAGCGUGCGGUCACUUCUACAGGUACCAAGAGCACAGGGAUGGUAUACACAAUUUUGACGACCACGUGUUCCUGUCAGUUCGCCUGUGCCACUGGUUCAGAGUUAACUUGAAGAAUCAUACAGCCGUUGGAAGGGCUGCCGAUAUCUUAUCAGAAGAUUCCGGCUUACAUUUUCCCGGAGACAAAAUGUUACAGGGAUAUCUGCACUUUGAGGCAAUGUGCGAUCACAAGUACAACUUUACCUGUGACAUCUGUGGCCGUUUUCCAUGUUGCCUGGUGACAGAUGCAAAUAGGAAAUGUGCAUUUCCAUUAGCAUUGUCACAAGUACCAGGGACAGAAACAGCUACAGAUGGAAUCAACAUGGAUGUGUUUUGGAGCCAAACGGUGGAGGCGUCUAUUUUACUUCGGGGUUUUGGAAAAGAAGCAGCCAACGUCGGGCGUGUUACACCUAGUUAUGACAACUGGGCUCCUUUCAUUGGAUUAGCCAGAAAAGAUGAAAAUGCUUUCAACACUGAAGCUGAAAAAGUUCGAUCUCUCAGAACCCAUCUUCGAGAUACAGAUUUUGAUACAGGGGAUAAGGAACUGACUGAAGAUUUCCUGAUCCAAAUGUUAUGUGAAAAGAAGGUUCUGGAUGUACGGCACUGGUGUACAAAGAUGGAAGUAGACGCCAAAGGGACCAAAUUAGAGAUGAUCAACAGCUUGAAGGAAAAGUUGAAAAGCAAAUCAACCUUCAACAAGUUAUUUUCAAGCAUAUGGGGCCAUUCUGGUGGAUGGGUAUCAGCGUCCUGCCCCCAUAGAAUAGUGUACGCAUUCAAAGCUAUUCUGAGGCCUGAAAGUGUCAGAGACCAUGUCGACAUCAUUCUAUCUAUGUCAAGACAACCGCCAGUCAUCAUUAGUGACGUAGCCCCAAUGAUGUCACGCCAUGGUAACAAGCGGCGGAAGAACAUGUUCUCGCCCAACGAAGGACGCUUGGGUGAAGCGACUGCAGACAACAUAAAAAAAGCUAAGGAGGGGGUAUUUUCAAAGAGUAUACCUUGCAUGAAGGAAUGGGUGACAGUAGCACCAGUCUCCGACAAUGAUUUGCCAACCUCAAAUGAAACGUUCUGUUUGCUGGAUAGGUUUCAUGAAGGGAAUACAAAAUCAGAUGAGGAACUCCUAAGGCGUAUAACGUUUGUUCCCGAAAUGAAGGGCUCAAUAAAUUCACAAGUUGAAGAGCAGCUGCACAGGGAAAUGAACCGGAACAACUACUUUCUAGAUGCGAUGUCGCCGGGAAACUACAUGUUUGUCCUGCGAUUGCUUCUACAUUUUCACAAUGAACAUACAAACAGGAAAAUGACAGAAGCAAUCAAAGGAAAACUGUACACAGACAUUUCGUAUGGUGAAAUACGUCAUGACAAGUUUGGCCGCCUGCAUCUUUCAGAUUUGGACAAUGCAGCAGAAAAAGAAGGGAAAACAGACCUUUGGACGAGGACUGAAGACGCACAGAAGCACAAGAAAAUAUCGCUCAAAUAUCACAAAGUUACCUUGAAACAACUGCAAGAAGCACUGCAGAAGGCUAGUCCAUCAAACGUGACAACGUUUUGCCAAGGGACAUCAGAACGACUUCUGGCCUCGGAAGGAGGCACACACCUAUCCAAUUUUGUCGAUGUGCAACGGCACAAAACCUGGAACCUUUACUUGGAGGCCAUGUCUACACCGGGUGAAUACGUUGAUCACCUUGUAGUACAGAGAACAUCGCAGUUUCUCAAAAAGGACAUUGCCGUUUUCACAAGUUCCGAAGAUGGAACCGCGUCCGACAGCAAUGUUGUAAUGAUAUCUGGUGGACCAGGAGCGGCUAUGAUGUUAGGUCACUAUCAUGAAGCACAUUAUCAAAGUCUGGAUUUCCAACGUGCUGGACAAGUGGAAUGUUCCACCGCGCAAGCAGAUUCAUCACCAUUGCCGGCGGAGGAUGUGUUUCAAGAUAUCUGUAAUGAUGACAGAAGAUUGGACGAAAUAGUAGUGACGAUAGGUCCCUACCGAAUAUCAAAAUUGGAUAUUCUGACAAUAGCACCAAUACUUCCGAAAGAAACAGAAGACCAGAUGAGAGUGAAAAUUGACAAAGAGACCAGAUGGGCUGUGGGCUGGCUAUAUGAUCAGAUAAUAAACGUCUUCUUGUAUGUGCUGUGUCAAAGGUGGGGGAGAAACGCAGCUUUAUCAAGCCAAGUUAUAGAGGGAUGGCAACAUUUCAAGUCCAAAAGGAGACGCCGGGCGCCACUUGUUCAAAAGGUCAGAAUUGCUUUUUAGAAAUAUCUGCAGUUACAAUUUUAAACUGAAGACAAAAUAUGCCAAGGGAAUAUAUAGUUUUUUUAUUCGCCCGUAAAGAGAUCACCCGUUUAAUAAACAUACAGCUGUAUAACACGUUGUAUUAUACCAAAGCGCGUGCUUAUAUACUGCGGGAACAAGUUUCAGUAACAAAUAUUGAAAACUCCCAACAUCCUUGGGCUUAUUCAACGACAUUGCGUGUAGUGACGAUAGAUCACUGAGAGGGUAUGCACACGCAAUGACCCUCUCAACCCUGAUGCUAUGCUGACGUCACAUGACAUUGUUUCGUGGUUGGAUCUUGUAACAAUAUUCUACAUAUUACGUCAGAGGGUAU
This is a messenger RNA of Haliotis rufescens (red abalone), 3224 nucleotides long. RefSeq lists its product as uncharacterized. NCBI's taxonomy places the organism in Eukaryota, Metazoa, Mollusca, Gastropoda, Lepetellida, Haliotidae. The coding region runs from base 299 to 2872 and encodes 857 amino acids. The transcript is spliced from 14 exons. The record is from RefSeq and is a predicted model, not a curated record.